UGUUGUCCUCUCUCCCCACGCUGGUUCCGCGUCCUCUCGGAGUAGUUCCUCCGCCUGGCCUGGAGCGUCUCGUGUCUGGGGCUCUUCAGGCUGCCGCCGCUGCCGCCGCUGCCGCCGCCGCGAUGGGCAAAACUAAUGACUCUCGGAGUCCGGGAGCCCGGCCCGAUCCGGUGCGGAGCUUUAAUCGCUGGAAGAAGAAACACAGCCAUAAGCAGAGCCAAAAGAAGCAGUUGAGGAAGCAGCUGAAGAAGCCCGAGUGGCAGGUCGAGCGCGAGGUUAUCAGCCGCCUCAUGCAGAACUACGAGAAGAUAAAUGUUAAUGAAAUUACAAGAUUUUCAGAUUUCCCCUUGUCUAAAAAAACAUUGAAAGGUUUGCAAGAAGCCCAGUAUCGUUUGGUAACUGAGAUACAGAAACAGACCAUUGGAUUGGCUUUGCAAGGUAAAGAUGUUCUCGGAGCUGCCAAAACUGGAUCUGGCAAGACUUUGGCUUUCCUUGUUCCAGUGCUUGAAGCCUUAUAUCGUCUGCAGUGGACCUCAACUGAUGGGCUGGGGGUUUUGAUUAUAUCACCUACAAGAGAGCUGGCCUAUCAGACCUUUGAGGUUCUUCGAAAAGUAGGAAAGAACCAUGAGUUUUCGGCUGGUCUCAUCAUUGGUGGAAAGGAUCUGAAACACGAAGCUGAGAGGAUCAACAACAUAAAUAUACUCGUUUGUACACCGGGGCGACUUCUGCAACACAUGGAUGAAACAAUAUGUUUUCAUGCCACCAAUCUCCAAAUGUUAGUUCUUGAUGAGGCAGAUAGAAUCUUGGAUAUGGGCUUUGCUGAUACCAUGAAUGCUAUUAUUGAAAAUCUUCCCAAGAAACGUCAGACUUUGCUUUUCUCAGCUACACAAACCAAAUCUGUAAAAGAUCUUGCACGCUUGAGUUUGAAAAACCCCGAAUAUGUCUGGGUUCAUGAAAAAGCAAAAUACAGUACCCCAGCCACUUUGGAACAGAAUUACAUAGUUUGUGAGCUGCAGCAAAAAAUAAGUGUGCUAUAUUCCUUUUUGAGAAGCCAUCUGAAGAAGAAAAGUAUUGUAUUUUUCUCCAGUUGUAAAGAGGUCCAGUAUCUGUACCGAGUAUUCUGCCGACUACGUCCUGGUAUUUCUAUCCUUGCCCUGCAUGGUCGACAGCAGCAGAUGAGAAGAAUGGAAGUCUAUAAUGAAUUUGUCCGUAAGAGAGCUGCAGUACUCUUUGCUACUGAUAUUGCAGCCAGGGGUCUGGAUUUCCCGGCUGUGAAUUGGGUUCUUCAGUUUGAUUGUCCAGAGGAUGCCAACACAUACAUUCACAGAGCGGGUAGAACUGCCAGGUAUAAAGAGGAUGGUGAAGCUUUAUUAAUUUUGCUCCCCUCAGAAGAAAAAGGGAUGGUACAGCAGCUUCUUCAGAAGAAAGUGCCUGUGAAGGCAAUCAAAAUCAAUCCAGAAAAACUUAUAGAUGUCCAGAAAAAAUUGGAAUCAUUUUUAGCUCAAGAUCAAGAUUUAAAAGAAAGAGCUCAAAGGUGUUUUGUCUCCUACAUACGUUCAGUGUAUCUGAUGAAGGAUAAAGAAAUAUUUGAUGUGAGCAAGUUACCUAUACCUGAAUAUGCCCUGUCUCUUGGUCUUGCUGUGGCACCACGGGUAAGAUUUCUUCAGAAAAUGCAGAAACAACCCACCAGAGAGUUGGUAGUGAGCCAAGAUAAUAAAGUAAGUGAGCCAAGAGCUCCCUCCCUCACCAAUGAUGAAGUGGAAGAAUUUAGAGCCUACUUCAAUGAGAAAAUGUCCAUCCUUCAGAAAGGUGGGAAAAGAGCAGAAGGGACAGAGGAUGGACUGGCUAAUGGCAUUAGUGAUGAGGAAGAAGAGAAGGAAGAUGAAGAAGAAAUAGAAGAGAAACUGGGAAAAGGAAAAGAGUCUCAACCUCAAUUCGUCCCUAGCACUGAUGAGUCAUGGAAGAACAAGGAAACUGCUAUACACUUCUUGGACAGAGCUGAUGAUGAGGAGGAGGAUGAUGAUGGACUUGAUGCUGAUUUCUUAAAGGUGAAGCGGCACAAUGUGUUUGGGUUGGACCUUAAAGAGAAUAAAGCAUUACAGAAAAAAGAAGCUUCUAAAUCCAGUGUCAAGAAAAAAGUGACCAAGGUUGCAGAAGCAAAAAAAGUAAUGAAGAGAAAUUUUAAAGUGAAUAAGAAGAUAACAUUUACUGAUGAAGGGGAGGUAAUUCAGCAGUGGCCACAAAUGCAGAAAUCUGUCUUGAAGGAUACUGAGGAAGAGGAUGACACUGGUGGUAUCAACUUAGAUAAAGCAAAGGAAAGGCUUCAAGAAGAGGACAAAUUUGACAAGGAAGCAUAUAGGAAGAAAAUUAAGGCAAAGCAUCGGGAGAAAAGACUGAAAGAGAGGGAAGCCAGAAGAGAAGCCAGUAAGAGACAAGCAAAGGCCAAAGAUGAAGAAGAAGCUUUUCUGGAUUGGAGUGAUGAUGAUGAUGAUGAUGAUGGAUUUGAUCCGAGCACACUUCCAGAUCCAGAUAAAUACAGAAGCUCUGAAGAUUCAGAUAGUGAAGAUUUGGAAAAUAAAAUUAGUGAUACCAAGAAGAAGCAGGGAAUGAGGAAAAGGAACAACAAUGAAGUGGAAGACACGGGACCCACAAGUCAUAACAGAAAGAAGGCCAAGUGGGAAACCUUAGAGCCUUUGGACACGGGCCUAUCUUUAGCAGAAGAUGAAGAACUCGUGUUACAUCUGCUCAAAAGUCAAAGCUAAAUACUUCCUGCUCUUGUCUUCGCCUUAAAACCUCUGGUCAUGAUUAUGUGGACAAGUUGAAAAAACAAUAGGCUUUGAGGAACUUAGGUAACAUGAGUCCCAUGUCCAAAGGACUCAUUCUCCAGACAAAAGUGAUCAUAUCUCUAAGCCCCAUUCAUAAGAGGUGCUUGUGCCAUCCCAGAGCAAACUCAGAGUGAGGAUGGAUGAUAAAAUUUAUUGAUCCCAUUUUCUAGCAUGUGCUCUGUUAAUUUUUUAUCCAUGGGUUCCUACAUUUUUGUCAUUGGAAAUGCUCCCUUUGUUUUAAUGGCACGUUCUGGAGACCUUGUUUCAUUGUUAGGAAUUCCUGUGUUGCUUUUUUUACUGUGUACUGUUAAAUAGAAUUGCUCACAAUUUUGAUUAUUUAAUAUCUUUAAAGAGAAUACGAUGGACCAGCCCCAAGAAAGAAUGAGUAUUUUUGAAUUGAGACAAUUAAAAAUAAACAUAUUUCUUAUUAAAA
This is a messenger RNA of Pteropus alecto (black flying fox), 3258 nucleotides long. RefSeq names its product DEAD-box helicase 10 (gene DDX10). Gene Ontology annotation, cellular component: nucleus. Gene Ontology annotation, molecular function: ATP binding; RNA helicase activity; nucleic acid binding. The record is from RefSeq and is a predicted model, not a curated record. The transcript is spliced from 18 exons. Gene Ontology annotation, biological process: rRNA processing. Bases 123 to 2762 code for a protein of 879 amino acids. Lineage: Eukaryota; Metazoa; Chordata; Mammalia; Chiroptera; Pteropodidae.